AUGAGUUUAGUACCAUACAGGGAAGACUCCCUAAUUUUAGAUGAUCCUCACUCUAAUUCUAUUAUGAUUCUUAACCCAUCAGUUGGGUCAGUGAGGUUCUAUCAACAAUUAUACAGUUCUCAUUUACAUACAAAUAACACAAGUGAAGAUAAUUUCGAUAUUGAGAAAGUAAAUUAUUUCCCAAGGCAAAAGGCAUCAAGAGAUACAUUCCAGUUUAAUCCAAUUUCUACCUUCAGAUGCCCACAGUGUGGAACGGAGAUUGAUCCUAUAGUUCGUUUUGAGAAUGUAGGAAAUAAUAACAAACCUAACCAGAAAUCUAGCAACGAUGACUUUCAUGUAGAUUCAAACACACACUCCAAAUCCAAAGCGACAUCUUCUCAUUCUGCAUAUUUUAAUUUAUCGAAACAAUAUUUUAAUUUACUCGAAAGUAGUCACAAGAGACUAAGAUUGCAAGAGAUCUCGUAUAAAGAUGAUGAAUUAAUUAGUGACAUCUCUGAAAUUAGUAGUAAGUCACCAUUUUUUAUCCCUGACGAUUUAUUUAUUCCUGGGUAUUUCAGAAAAUUCUUUAACACCAUCGAUCUAUUAGGCAGAGGUGCAAGAGGUUCUGUGUUUAAAGUUGUGCAUAAAAUUGGAUCCAUCGAAUUAGGGUUAUUUGCUUUAAAAAAGAUUCCAAUUGGUAAUGAUAGUCUAUGGUUUGAAAAAUGUAUAAGGGAAGUGAAAGCAUUGAACUCCAUCACGCAUGAGACUGUUAAUUUAAUAACAUAUAACCAUGUCUGGCUAGAGAUGGAACGCUCUAAUGGACUCGUCCGAACUGUGGCAGGUGACAGCAUUAGUCAAGGAGAAGAGAUGAUACCAUGUCUGUUUAUUUUACAACAGUACUGCCCUGGUGGUAACUUAGAAGAGGUAAUUCAAAAUAAGGUAUUUCAAAAGUCUAACGAAUUUACCACAAAUGCAGAAAGGAAGAAAAUAUUCAAACUUGAAAGAGCAAGGAAAAAUUCAAAUGUUACAAGGCAACUUGGAUUAUCCACAAUUCAAAUUACUGAUAUAAUUAGAAAUAUAGCCAAUGGUUUGAAAGAGUUGCAUGAUUUAGGAUUAAUUCAUCGAGAUCUUAAACCAUCCAAUUGUCUACUGGUCCAUGAGUAUGAACAAAACUUGCCUGAUAUCGAUCCAAAGGAUUCGAAUAAUGAAUGGCAUUUUCCACCAAUUGUCAUUGGUGAUUUGGGUGAGAGUCAAGUGUUUGGUGAAUCCAGAUCCGCAACUGGUGCUACAGGAACCCUUGAAUUUACCGCACCUGAAGUAAUCAUACCUGGUGAAGUCAAUACCAAUCCUAACUUUGGUUCUAUUGAUUCGUACAAUGAAUAUUCUUACUCUUCAGAUAUAUACUCAUUGGGUAUGAUUCUAUAUUUCAUAAUAUUUGGAGAACUUCCAUUUGGCAUAGAUUUGGAACUACCUCAGUUGAAAUCUAGCAUUAUAAACCUAAAAACAUUUGAUAAAGAUAGCCUGAUUAAGAAACAUGUUGAAAUGAAUUUAAAGCCAAUUAACUACAACAUAUUUAAUCUCAUGCUUCUAUUGAUUUCCAAAGAUCCAAACAACAGACCAAAAGCUUCUGAAAUUGACGAAUUACUUGAUAUAAUUUUACAGGGAAACAAAGGAAAUCACCAUGUCAGUGUCAGUCACAAUGGAGACUUAAAGGAUGAAGAAGGCGAUGUUUCCAUCACAACAGAAUCAAGAAGUAAACAACAAAGAAGUGCCACAUCAACAAUUCAAGCAAUGCCUGUUAACAAUGAAAGACAAAUGAUUACUGUAAAUUAUAGAAUCAAACCAGCAGCUAAUAACAUAUCAUAUUCCACUUCUAAAUCAUUAUUCAAGAUGUUUAAGGAUGUAUCGCUAACAAGUUCAAUCAUUCUAAUAGAGUCAUCCAUAGUUUAUUUCGUCACUUCCUACUCCUCACCAAAUAGUAUCUCACAACUUAUAUCUUGUAUACUGUGGGGGUUAUCUAUAAAAAGAUCACUUAAAAUUCAAUCAUUAAUACUGUUAUUACAAUUAGCAAUGCUACUUAAUGUGUUCUAUUCUGACUACACUCAAUUCCUAUUAACUAUAUUACAUAAGUAA
Molecule: messenger RNA, 2112 nt
Organism: Tetrapisispora phaffii CBS 4417
Lineage: Eukaryota; Fungi; Ascomycota; Saccharomycetes; Saccharomycetales; Saccharomycetaceae
Gene: IKS1
Product: protein kinase IKS1
Exons: 1
Coding region: 1-2112 (703 amino acids)
Biological process (GO): protein phosphorylation
Molecular function (GO): ATP binding; protein kinase activity
Source: RefSeq, a predicted model, not a curated record